This is a messenger RNA of Punica granatum (pomegranate), 1235 nucleotides long. NCBI's taxonomy places the organism in Eukaryota, Viridiplantae, Streptophyta, Magnoliopsida, Myrtales, Lythraceae. The record is from RefSeq and is a predicted model, not a curated record.
UGAUUAUUAACAAGACAGAGAGAGAGACAGAGAGGGUGAGAGUGAGUGAGUGAGAGAGAGAGAGAGGGGAGAGGAAGAGCAAGUAGGUGGAAGGGAAGAAGGAAACGGAGAAGUCAGCCAUGGCGGCCACCGUGUCGUCGUUAUUCAUAUACCCAAUAAAGUCAUGUCGUGGAAUCUCUGCCCCUGCAGCUCCUCUCACUCCCACUGGAUUGCGAUGGGACAGGCAGUGGCUAGUUGUGAAUUCAAAAGGGAGAGCCUACACCCAAAGAGUCGAACCGAAGCUUGCUUUGGUGGUUCCGGAGCUUCCUAAUGAUGCUUUCUCGGAAGAUUGGGUGCCCUCUGCUAAUUCCUACUUAGUUCUGACAGCGCCGGGAAUGAGUCCACUGAAGGUCUCUUUGAGCCAGCCUGGUCAGAUAACUGAAGGCGUCUCGGUGUGGGAAUGGAGUGGCUCAGCUCUGGAUGAAGGAGAAGAAGCUGCAAAGUGGUUCUCAGAUUAUCUCGGGAAACCCAGUAGGCUAGUACGCUUCAACGACGACUCACAGACGAGGCCUGUCGAUGCAAAGUAUGCUCCAGGGCACAAAGUUAUGUUUUCCGACGAAUAUCCAUUUCUGCUGAUAUCUCAGGGAUCAUUGGACGCACUUAAUGAACUUCUCAAGGAGCCAGUACCCAUAAAUCGUUUCAGACCAAACAUCCUUGUUAAUGGGUGUAAGCCGUUCUCGGAGGACCUGUGGACCGAGAUCAAAAUAAACAAGUUCACAUUUUCGGGUGUCAAGCUAUGUGCUCGUUGUAAGUUGCCAACGAUCAAUCAAGAGACAGGUAUAGCCGGGUCUGAGCCAACUGAAACCCUGAAGACAUUCCGCUCAGAUAAGGCCCUGCGUCCAACUGGAAAACAGCAGGGACAGACUUAUUUCGGGCAGAACUUGGUAUUGAAAGAGAGUCUUGCAGGAGUAAAGGGCAAGAUCAUCAAAGUUGGAGAUCCUGUGAAUGUCCUAAAGAUGGUCUCCUCACCUGCUGAAGCAGCAGUAUGAAAUUAUAAUCAACUCUUGAUUGUAUCAAUAAAGCUACCUUAUUUAUUGUAUGGACCGGUAUAAGAAGGUUAUAUAGCUCAUGUCUAUCUAGUGUUAGUGAUAACUAAUAAAUGUGGCCCUGCUGCCAUAUAUGCACGAGCUUAUUGUCGAUUUAAAUACAUCAUCGAACAUGUGCCCGUAAUAACUACAGCCAUCAGUAAUUUUUUU